AUGAGCGACUACGAAAUUCCUAAUGCGAGAGAGUGGGAUGCCGCAAGCAGUGCUCGAUUUUCUACAUCCCGUCUUUCUCUUUCAGACGAACUCGAUGACGGCUUCACCAAAGUUCACGGAUCGAAGACGAAACGUCAGAACCAAGUGAAUACGGCCCAAUCUACGAAAAUCCCCGUUCAUAAUACAACUGGCAAAGGCCACCAUCUCAAUGGAUAUGACGGCGCUAACAACCAAAAUCCUAUUCUUACAAAUGGUCACAUCUAUGGACGGGGCCGUCCUGAAGCCAGCCGUCCUGAGCGUGGCCGCCCUGAUCGUGGCCGAGGUCGUGGUGCUGGAAGAGGCAAUGAGAAUAGCAACCACUUCACAAAAAGAAGCACCAACCCGGCUCCACUACCAGAUAGAUCAAGCACUCAACGAAGCAAGCCAAUAAGCGCCGCUGAACUUGCCUGCCAACGAGGCGAGCCUGCCGCCGGCGAAUUCAGCUUCACAAUUCCAAGAAGAGCUUGCUACCGACACCUCCGGGACAAAGCCCAGAGUUUCAAGGGGCAACUGGCGGCUAUAAGUCGGACAUCAUCCACGCAUAUUGAGGAAUCACCUGCUGAUGUUUUUAAGGUACUCAUUUGGGGUGAUGAGGUCAAUUUGCGGCAAGCCGUCCUGCAGCUUGAGGACCUUGACAAAAGUGUUCAACCACAAAAAUGGGCGAAGAAUCCUGCUUUCGACGGAAGAAGGGAGAACCGUCGUGAGAGGAAGGCACAUGAAGAAGAGCAGGCGACACGUCUACAACUGUUCGCUGACUCUCAGCAAUACCCAUUUGAGUAUUCUUUUAUAUGGCCAGACAGCGAAUUGAGCUUGGAGCAGGUAAUUGAUCGCCACGACAGGCCCAAGGGCGCCCUCGAGUCGCUCCGAAGCACAUAUCAAUGUAGUAUCCGGUGUGAUGUGGCUAGUUCGACUAUCAUCAUUCAAGGAAUGCAAGAGCGCGAUGUGAUCGCAGCAGGGCGGACCUUUGAGCGAAUAGCGAGGCAGAUGAUUACGGACAUGUCACAGUUCAUCAAGAUUUCGCUUCUAAGCGCGCCGACCACUCCACUCCAUCAACCUUUCGUGUCAAUGAAUCAGCAAGUCAAGCUCAACACUGCUCUAUACUACCUCCCAUUUUCGCAAGAACGGAAGACCGAUAGCUUCAUGGUCAGUGUGCCAAAAUUGUGGACGCAUAUCCUUCCUCCCAGCGACGAGGCCAGAUUGAAAUCAGAGAAGAUGGUCCGACGCUUGGAUCAGUACAAUCGGAAUGCUAUUCUUGCAGGUCUGGAGAAGAGUUUGACGAACCUCCACUUUGUCGAGAAAGCCGUCCGAAUGCAAGUAGAUUUUGGCGAGCUGGCCUUUCUGAGAUACUUGGCUCCCCGGUCCGGAUCCCAAAGUCACAGCCUGGAAGAGUUUAGGAGAACGAUGUCAAAAGAACGGACACACCUUUUGCUUCAAGCCAUGCCGCCUAAUGUGCAGAUUCACAAGCUUAUAGAUCAUCUUCUCAAACAUCCAGCUCUCAAAGAUGAAGGCGAGGACUCUGCGUCUGUCACUGAAAGAUAUGUGGUUGCUUUCGACUUCCGCCGUCCCGACAGGAAAAUCCUUCGUCACGAGCAAGAAUUUGGCACUUCGUACAGAAACGAGGAAAUGGAAAUGAGACGUAAAAGUUGGGUCUUGAUGGGGGCUGAUUCGGAUAGAGAAAGUCCCCUCGUGCUAUCUGUGCUGGAUUUCGAAAGCCUUGACUGGCAAUUAAGGAUCCAGGCCUACGACAUCCUAGAUGCCAGGUCUAUGGCGAAGGAAUACGCUGAUUUCGAGGCUGCUGUUGGCCUAGGUGCUGCUCCUUCGCCAGCAGGGAUUACUGGACCACCCGCGCAAAGAGCAUCCUUUCCUCGCGGCCACCAUGACCUCGUCCGUGUUACCAAUAAGCCUCUGAUUCAAUUUACUCUCGGAAAGACCGACCACAUCCUGGAGAUCGCAAGAGAGGACGUAUACGAGACCCAUCUGUACCAGUCGUAUCCGCCGAAACCAGAAUCAAAGUGGACUGCAUCGUUCUACUAUUCCCAAUGGGUCAACGAUCUGGGAGAGUUUGCAUACAAAAAGCAUGGUGAAACGCCUUCUUGGCAGGCAUCACUAUCGACAUUCUUCCCCGAAGGAGAAGAUGCUGCUGGCCAACCCCAAAAGAAACUCAAGGGACCACGGAUGUUCUUGAAGGAGGUCGAGGAAGUGAAAAAUAUCCUAUGGGAAGCGACAAGAGUUUGUACAGAUGGAAACAAUGGGGACAGGCUAGCAACGUCUGGACGCAUUGGUACGGUUGAGAAGGGGGAAGAUGAUGACCUAGCGAUGGCAAAUUAG
Molecule: messenger RNA, 2367 nt
Organism: Endocarpon pusillum Z07020
Lineage: Eukaryota; Fungi; Ascomycota; Eurotiomycetes; Verrucariales; Verrucariaceae
Exons: 9
Coding region: 1-2367 (788 amino acids)
Source: RefSeq, a predicted model, not a curated record